GCAGAAGCACCUCCCUCCUUCCUGGCUUCUCCCUCCUGGAGGGGGAAAUGGUUUUCAUCUCUCCAGAGUGAUGCAUCGGUAAAGGACCUAUUUGCAGAAAUGGGCGCUAGUUUCCUUGAGGCAGAGAGGACUCCACUGGACGCCAGACAGAGCCUACCUGGGGAUGGAAAGAUUCUGGGUGGACCUCCUCAGCUGUCACAUCUUCGCAAUGGAGGGGAAACAGAUGCUGUGGGAUCAGAUCAGGGUCCAGUGUCUUUUGAUGACGUGGCUCUGCAUUUCACAGAGGAGGAGCGGGCCCUGCUGGAUCCUGAGCAGAGAGCUCUUCCUAAGGAAGUCAUGGAGGAGAAUUGUGGAAUCGUGGCUUCUCUCAGUAAAGGUCCCUGUUGGAUCACCAUAUCUGUUGUGAAAUUCAAUUAUUUAAAUAUCUGAUGAACCACAAUAUUCUGAUCUGGCUCAACAGCGCCACCUACAGCAUCUGGGGUUCUAAGCCCCCGCAGUUAACCUUGAAUGGAUACUGUUUUGUCUCUGAAUAUGCUGCAUCAAGUUAUACCAUUCUAACAGAGAUCAUACUGGUCUGAAUGGCCUACGUUUCAGAGCUGUUAGGAGGUGGAACUAGCCAUUUUCAGGUUGGCCAAAGAGACCAGUGACUCAGUGAAUCAUAAUGGUUUUCAUGACUGGGCCAAGCAGCAAUCCAUCUCAAAAAAGUGGUGGGUUUUACUAAUUUCAGAUUCUCAAAAAUAUGGAAACAUCAGUUCAGAUUAUCUCUUUAAGAACCAGCCUUUUCUAAGGAAAUCUGUACAUCCUCUGAAAUCCAAGACUCUAUUCAAGCAGCUGACAUGUAACUCGCAAAGUCAGAUUAAGUUUUUAGGUUUUACUUACAAAUCUGUGUUGUGUUUGAUUGUUGCCCUCCUUCAUCCCAUUCCCCCCCCCCGGCCAAACAGAUUUAAUACUGUUGUGGGUUUGGGGGUUGAGAUGGAUUCUUGUGAGUCCCCUUCCAGCCUCUGAUUUGGAGACUUGCACCUGGAGGUGAAAAACGCUCUGCUGGUCGGAUGAGUUUCUUUCAUUAGUCUAAUAGAGUGGCCAGGUGGAUUAAUGGGUCUAUGAAUGGUGAAUGGGCCAUGGAGAUCCUUUUGUCAAUGAAACUCGACAGUCCCCCCCCCCAGGAGGGGCUUGUGUUUGAGAGUGUUGGAGAAAGGCUGGGAACUGGAAGCAGAGCUGGAUAUUGAACUGCUGAUGCCUUGAACCCCUCCAUCCUAAGGUCAGGUUGGAAUGUGUGUAAAUAAACAAACCAUAUUUCAUAAAGA
Messenger RNA from Rhineura floridana, 1304 nucleotides. Its product is annotated as zinc finger protein 202-like. The record is from RefSeq and is a predicted model, not a curated record. The coding region runs from base 100 to 429 and encodes 109 amino acids. The transcript has 4 exons. Gene Ontology annotation, biological process: regulation of DNA-templated transcription. Lineage: Eukaryota; Metazoa; Chordata; Lepidosauria; Squamata; Rhineuridae.